CCGAAACAGACAGCGCGCUGUUACACACACGACCGCGCUCGCGCAUUACAUCGGCCGACUUUAUCAAUCGCGAACUUCUACCAUCACAAAUGUUUUAUUUAAUAACAGUUUAAAGUACACAUUUGUUCGUAUUAUACAAAAUACAUAUAAAAUAACUGUGCACGCAAUAUUUAAUGUGUCACUUAUGAACAAGCAAAAAUUAUAACAGUCGACAUUUCCGAACGAAACACACCGUCAGUCGUGUUUUGUGCCAGUGUUUUUUGUUUUGUUUUUAAUUUUUAAUUAUUCAAAAUUAAUUGGGAAAUAGAAAAAACCACUAAAAGUGUAAUUAAGAGUAUAUAUACAGUGGUGGUGUGUUAUGUUUUAUUUAUUUUAAGUGGGAUUUUGGUAGUUAUUUACAAAAUGGCGAACGCAUUGGCAGUGCUGCAGGGUCUCGGACAGAAAGUUCGCGGGAAAGAACACAACGAAUGCAGAAUACUGCAAAUUAAUAUGCCACCACCUACAUCUGUGGAUAUCGAAUUUAAAAAUAUAACAAUGACGGUCAGCGAAGGAUUGACUUCUAAAAAAACAAAGACGAUCCUCAAACAAGUGUCAGGCGUGUUCAAGUCAGGUCAACUCACAGCGAUCAUGGGCCCGUCAGGCGCUGGCAAGUCAUCACUCAUGAACGCACUCACUGGCUUCUCGGUUCAAGGCGUAACCGGAACGAUACGAGCGGGCAACAGCGUAUGCGUUCUGGAGGAGAAGGCCAAGUCCAUGGACUCCCUGACUGCGUACAGGAAGAAAUCUUGCUACAUCCUACAGGAUGAUAGACUCAACCCGCUCUUCACGGUUGCCGAACUUAUGAAAUUCGCCGCCGAUAUGAAACUCGGUUAUACAUUAACUGAAAAACUUAAACAUAGUGUGGUAACAGAAAUUUUGGAUACUUUAGGGUUGUCGGGCACGGAGAACACACGAUGCUGCAAUUUAUCCGGAGGUCAGAGGAAAAGGUUAUCCAUUGCGGUAGAGUUGAUCGACAACCCUCCUGUGUUAUUUUUGGAUGAACCUACAACAGGUCUGGACAGCCUGACGUCAAAGCAAUGCGUUGAAAUGCUGAAAGCGCUGGCUCGCGACGGCCGGACCGUCGUCUGCACAAUACACCAGCCUUCAGCAUCUCUCUACACAUUAUUUGAUCAUGUAUACGUGUUAGCUGAGGGCAUGUGUAUAUAUCACGGCUCCAGCGAGGACACAGUUCCGUACCUCGCCGCUGUCGGUCUGCAGUGCCCCAAGUACCACAAUCCUGCUGAUUACAUACUAGAAAUAGCAAACUUAGAAUACGGCAACUUCAACGAGCAACUGGCAGCUCGAUGUUCUUGUCCCGAUGACAACGUGAUACCAUCACCUCCAACGCCAACAAACUCUGACGAGGUGAAGUUCUCGUGCGGCAAGAUGUCCACUAUCAUACGACGUCCUCAUGAGAUCUACAAGUUCAGUAUACUGUUCAAACGAUGUAUCAUACAGCAGUAUAGAGAUUGGACGGUGACCCACUUGAAAGUACUGCUGCACAUUGUGAUCGGCGUGCUGAUCGGGCUGCUGUACGAGGAGGCGGGCAGCAACGGCAACAAGACCGUCAACAACUUGGGUUACUUCAUCGUCUCCUCCGCAUACCUCUGCUAUACAUCACUCAUGCCCGCUGUACUUAGAUUUCCUCUGGAGUUGGCCGUGUUGAAAAAAGAAAACUUCAACAAUUGGUACAACCUCAAGACUUAUUAUGCUGCUAUCCUGGUCACUGGCAUACCGUUACAGAUAUGGUUUAGCUUCGUGUAUUCAGCACCGUCGUAUUUCCUGUCAGGUCAGCCGCCGGAGUUCUGGCGCUUUGGCAUGUUCGUCCUGGUGCUCGCAAAUAUCACGCUCCUCGCGGAUGCGGUCGGAAAUGUCAUCGGCACAUGUGUAAAUCCUGUUAACGGAACGUUUAUCGGAGCGAUAACGACGUGUGCGAUGAUAGCGUUCGCGGGCUUUCUGGUGUUGUUCGCGCACAUGACACCGGCCAUGCGUCUUGUCUCCUACAUGUCAUUCCUGCGCUACGCAUUCGAGGGCCUCGUACUUUCUAUGUACUCGUAUGGCCGUGCGCCACUCGUCUGCCCCAAUGACGUCAUCUACUGUCAUUUAAGGUAUCCUAAUAAAGUUCUUGAAGAGUUCAGUAUGAACCCUGACAACUACUGGAUUAACAUCAGUAUACUACUCACAGAGAUCGUCGUCGUCAGGAUACUGGCUUACUUCACACUCAGACGGACUGUCAAAAAAUCCUCGUAAUAAUAGAUUGUAGUUGAAAUCAGUGAUUUAUUUAUUAAGUAUUUGUGUCACCGUAAAAUUGUAAGCUUAUUAUUUCUCUAGCGAUAUACAUAAAAGCUAAGAAAAAAAUUUUGAUUGGCUUACUUUAUAAUAGUUUGUAAUCUAUUGAUUUCUCAAUCAAAUUAUGAACUAAUAAUGUUACAGAUACACGAUAAAAUACACUAGACGCUCAGUGUACAUAUAUGUAUACAAAUCGACUGUAUACAUGUGAACACCGCUGUGACAGUUGUCAGCGUCUUCGUGUAUCCUAAGCUUAUUUAAGAUAAUUCGCGUCAGAGCAUUAAAGGAGAGUACAUAACUCAAUGCUAUUUUGUUUACUAUUAUGGCACAUAAAUGUAUAGAGUUAUUUAAAAAAAUACUAGUAUCAAAGACUGUUUGUUUUAUUAAAGUGGUAGUUUCGAUUCAGUAGAUUUUUUUUCAGAUUACAAACUAGCGAUAUUGAAGAUUAGUCGGUGACAUUUUAUUUUUAAGAUUAAGGUGGUGGCACAACAAGCAAGGAUUGGCGGGUACUACCAUGGCGCUAAGAUUUUUUUUGCCUUGCCAUAGACUUAAUUAUUUUUUACUUUUAUAUUAAUUAAAAGUAGUGUUGCCGUUACUUAAAUAUUUUUAAAGAAUUCGUUUUCGUGAACCGAAACAAAAAUUGGUGCAUUUAUGAGUUACAAUUGUAAGAUUAUUCAAGUAAGAAAUAAAAGAUCACUUAUCUGUUAAAUAAAAGAGU
Molecule: messenger RNA, 3046 nt
Organism: Papilio xuthus (Asian swallowtail)
Lineage: Eukaryota; Metazoa; Arthropoda; Insecta; Lepidoptera; Papilionidae
Product: ATP-binding cassette sub-family G member 4
Exons: 12
Coding region: 403-2289 (628 amino acids)
Biological process (GO): transmembrane transport
Cellular component (GO): plasma membrane
Molecular function (GO): ATP hydrolysis activity; ABC-type transporter activity; ATP binding
Source: RefSeq, a predicted model, not a curated record